AUGGGGGCAGGCGUCCCCACUCGAGGCCAAUCGGAGGUCGUCGCUGCCUCCAGUCUGGGCAGCGUGAUGCAGGCACUUCGCCUUGCUCCAAGUCAUCUGCUGAGCCAAUCAAUCAACCAGAGAGUGUCCAGUGGGGGCCUGCCUAGUAUCCCACCAGCACGUGACCUUGGAGCUUCGACCAGGUUCCUGACUAAGCUGGGCUGGGCUGAGAGGCUGCGCUGCAUGCGUAUCCGAUUGACGCCUACAGCCAAGCUCGAGCAAGCAAGCACCACCACCACCCAGCUUGAAAUCAACAACCUUGCCAUCAUCAACGACACCGCCUAG
Molecule: messenger RNA, 324 nt
Organism: Colletotrichum costaricense
Lineage: Eukaryota; Fungi; Ascomycota; Sordariomycetes; Glomerellales; Glomerellaceae
Exons: 1
Coding region: 1-324 (107 amino acids)
Source: RefSeq, a predicted model, not a curated record